Endocarpon pusillum Z07020 is the source of this 2961-nucleotide messenger RNA. RefSeq lists its product as uncharacterized. The transcript is spliced from 2 exons. The record is from RefSeq and is a predicted model, not a curated record. The coding region runs from base 1 to 2961 and encodes 986 amino acids. NCBI's taxonomy places the organism in Eukaryota, Fungi, Ascomycota, Eurotiomycetes, Verrucariales, Verrucariaceae. Gene Ontology annotation, molecular function: protein binding.
AUGGAUGUGACUUCCCCUUACACCUCCGAGCCAGACAUGCUCCGUGCAGCCUAUUCCCAAGCUAGCGGUAUGGCAGCUUUCAAGCUGGACGAAGGUUUCAGCGAGGAUCCAAGGGGGCAAGAUGACACCGAUUUGGCCGCCACCACAGAAAACACUUCGUCCUUUGAAGAGUGGGUAAUGGCGCAAAGCGAAGAUACUAGAGCAGACAUCGCCUACGAAGUACUACGCACCCUUCGAACAGCCAAGAUAGCUGCGGUUGUUGACCGCUUGACACCACUCUUACAUAUGGACCCGGUUGGAAAGUUACCCCCCGAAAUUACAUCACAAAUAUUCUCUUAUCUCGAUGCUUCCACUUUACUUGUCGCUUCAUUAUCAUCGCAAGCAUGGCGAGCCAGAAUUCUCGAUCCUCGGCUCUGGAGACGACUAUACUCUGAUCAGGGCUGGGGUCUCAAUUCCACUGCCGUAAGGGCGUUUGAAGAAAGGAAUGCACGAGUGGCACGACAGGACUUCCAUAAGCCAAGCUCAACAUUUAGAGCUUCUGAGACAGAUCACGGUCAACCAUUACAGAAGAAGCGUGCAACCACUGUCUCUGUUGAUCAGCAGACCAAAGAGACAAUAUCUGGAGAUGUGUCCCAAUGGCGUGAACAGCAUGGAGUUAUUGAGGCUGAUUCGGAUGUGCCGACCAGGACGUUACCAGCAGAGUUUGACCAUGAAAUGCAGGACGUUUCUCCCACCGAUUCGUCCCAUCCAGCCUCGCCUCCUCGCCGCAAUAAACGUGGCAGCCAAGAGACGGGAGAUGAGAUGGCUAUGUCUCCCAUACGAAGACAAGAUUCCAUCGUGCAACCCUUACAAACACUAAACCCACCUGUCAAGCCGCCACUGAGCCUGCGGGAUCUUUCUGGGCACGAAAGGAUCAACUGGGCAUUCCUCUACAAACAGCGGAGACGACUGGAAGAUAAUUGGAACAAAGGGCGUUUCACGAACUUUCAACUGCCUCACCCUGCCUAUCCACAUGAGGCUCAUCGAGAGUGUGUAUAUACCAUUCAGUUCUUCGGCAAAUGGCUGGUUAGUGGAAGUCGAGAUAAAACCCUUCGUGUAUGGGACCUCGAGACACGAAGAUUGCGAGGCGCACCACUAACAGGACAUACACAAUCUGUUCUCUGCCUGCAAUUUGACCCGACAGAGAAAGAGGAUGUUAUUAUAUCUGGCAGCAGUGACAGCAAUAUCAUUGUUUGGAGGUUUUCAACAGGACAGAAAGUGAAGGAGAUUCAGCAAGCUCAUCGAGAUCCAGUAUUAAAUCUUCGCUUUGAUCAUCGGUACUUGGUGACUUGCUCAAAAGACAAGCUGAUCAAGGUUUGGAAUCGAUAUGAACUAUCACCACUAGACAAAGACUAUCCGAAGGUCAGCCCUGCCAGCACGGCCAAGAUGCCUACAUACAUCAUUGAUACUUCAUCAAUGAGCCCACAGCAGUUGGAAAAUAAACUUGCAAAUCGGCAGAUCAGGAUAUUGCAGCCAUAUUCGUUGUUGAUGUCGCUCGAUGGUCAUAACGCCGCUGUUAAUGCAAUUCAAAUAGAUCAGGACCAAAUUGUAUCAGCGUCUGGAGACCGCCUGAUCAAGGUAUGGAGUGUCAUUGAUGGUCGCUUGAUCAAUACUUUGCCCGGUCAUCAGAAGGGCAUUGCUUGCGUCCAAUUCGACAGCAAGCGGAUCGUCAGUGGCAGCAGUGACAAUACUGUUCGCAUCUACGACCAUAUCAAGAAAUGCGAGGUUGCUGUCCUCCGUGGGCAUACCAAUCUAGUCCGUACAGUACAGGCUGGGUUCGGCGACCUGCCUCACAGCGAGAAGGCAAUGGCCAAUCAAGCACGGCUUGCUGAGGCCGAGUAUCGACGGGCAGUUGCAGCAGGUGAGAUUGUUCAUGAGCCCAUCGGUGCAGGUCGAUCUGCUCGUGAUCAACAAGCCUCAGUAAAGACCCCAGCACAAUAUCUGACGGCAUUUGGGGCAGCAUUACCUCCUGGUGGUGGCGGUAGUCAGUGGGGCAGGAUUGUUUCUGGAUCAUACGAUGAGACGAUCAUCAUCUGGAAGAAAGACGCCGAUGGCAGAUGGAUUCAAGGCCAGACACUUCGUCAAGAAGCUGCUAUUCGAGCCGGUGCAGCCGCCGACCUGAGGGCAUAUAACGAGGGUCAAAUUGAUGCAGGAGGAGCACCUGCUCCACAAGCUGCUAACUCGUCAGUGUCUCAUGCUGCCAGUCUUCCAGCUCAACCGUCUGCCGCUCAGAUCGUCCACCAUACCAUGCAGUCUUCCACCAUAGGGCUACAAAGUAUUAGCGACCACAUCACAAACUUGAUGGGCCAGUCCCUCAGUACCAUGCAGAGCCUAGCUCGCACCAAUCUUGGAGGCUCACAGUUCUCUUCCAUGGCUCCUGGUGCUCAACAGGCAUUGGCCCAGUUGAAUGCCCAUCAACAAAAUAUCCAAAACCAUUUCUCGAAUCUGUCGCAAGCCGGCGCCUCUCACACAGUACAAGCAGGACCUUCUGUAAGCACCAGUACAGCUCAGAGCAACUCUCAGCAUGCUGCCAACAUCCCGGCUGCUGGUGUCAAUAUCGGGCAGAACCCGAACAUUGGCCAGCCUUCUGUGGCGUUAGCCCAUAACAUCAUUCCACCUAUUCCACCUAUUCCAUCAAUUCCAUCAAUUCCAUCAAUUCCAUCAAUUCCAUCAAUUCCAUCAAUUCCUCCACAAGCAUUGGUACAACCACAUGUAGCCACUCAUCAUCAUCAUCAUCACCAUGCUCCACCUGCCAAUCAGCAACCUCAACCCCCGCAACAGCCUGCUUCACGGGUCUUCAAGCUACAAUUCGACGCUCGACGGAUCGUAUGUUGUAGUCAGGAUCCGAGGAUUGUCGGGUGGGACUUUGCAGCUGGAGAUACGGAUAUAAUGGAGGCGAGUCAGUUCUUUUUGGGGCCAUAG